Messenger RNA from Arachis stenosperma, 2059 nucleotides. Its product is annotated as biotin carboxylase 1, chloroplastic-like. The record is from RefSeq and is a predicted model, not a curated record. The transcript is spliced from 16 exons. The coding region runs from base 163 to 1785 and encodes 540 amino acids. Gene Ontology annotation, molecular function: ATP binding; metal ion binding; ligase activity. Lineage: Eukaryota; Viridiplantae; Streptophyta; Magnoliopsida; Fabales; Fabaceae.
UCCAAAUCCAAGCACCAAUAACUCAACCACAUAGGCGGAGCUUUCAAUCAAACAGAAGAAACAUCAUCGUUUUCAUCGACAAUCGCCAUUCGGCAUUUGCUAACCCUUCAAAAAGCAAAUCAUAGACAGAUUCAGUUACAAUUAGAAUACAAAACACACAUAAUGGAGAGUAGAAUAAUGGCUGCGCUCAACUCCGUUACCUCUCCUCAUCUGCCUUCUCAUUCCCCGGGUCUGUACGCGGUGGAGAACAGCAUCAAGAGCUCCCAAUGCAGCUUCUCAGCGGGGAGCAAGAAGGUGAGUUUUCCGAGGCAAAGGUGCAGUCACGUGACGAAGACCAGGGCGGCACGUGAUGGUGGUGCUGGUGGUGCUCUCGGUGCCACGUGUCAGGCGGAGAAGAUCCUGGUGGCGAACAGAGGCGAGAUCGCGGUGCGAGUCAUCAGAACCGCUCAUGAGAUGGGAAUUCCGUGCGUGGCUGUGUACUCGACCAUUGAUAAGGACGCGCUUCAUGUCAAGCUCGCUGAUGAUGCUGUUUGCAUCGGUGAAGCGCCUAGCAGUCAAUCGUACUUAUUGAUUCCAAAUGUUCUAUCUGCUGCUAUUAGCCGAAGAUGCACAAUGUUGCAUCCUGGGUAUGGUUUCCUUGCUGAAAAUGCAGUGUUUGUUGAGAUGUGCAGAGAGCAUGGAAUCAAUUUUAUUGGGCCAAAUCCCGACAGUAUUCGGGUUAUGGGUGACAAAUCAACUGCCAGAGAUACAAUGAAGAAAGCAGGUGUUCCUACGGUUCCGGGAAGUGAUGGAUUGUUACAGACCACAGAGGAAGCUAUCAGGCUGGCAAAUGAGAUUGGUUUCCCUGUAAUGAUCAAGGCAACAGCUGGAGGUGGAGGGCGUGGCAUGCGCCUUGCUAAAGAACCUGAUGAAUUUGUAAAGUUAUUACAGCAAGCUAAGAGUGAAGCUGCUGCUGCAUUUGGUAAUGAUGGAGUUUAUUUGGAAAAGUAUGUCCAAAACCCAAGGCACAUUGAGUUCCAGGUUCUUGCUGAUAAAUAUGGUAAUGUAGUUCACUUUGGAGAACGUGAUUGCAGCAUCCAGAGGCGUAAUCAGAAACUGUUGGAAGAAGCACCUUCUCCUGCAUUGACCCCAGAGUUGCGUAAGGCAAUGGGUGAUGCAGCAGUUGCUGCAGCUGCAUCUAUAGGUUACAUAGGUGUUGGAACGGUUGAGUUCCUCUUGGAUGAAAGAGGUUCUUUUUACUUCAUGGAGAUGAACACUCGUAUCCAGGUUGAGCAUCCGGUGACAGAAAUGAUUUCUUCUGUUGAUUUGAUAGAAGAGCAAAUUCGUGUAGCUAUGGGGGAAAAACUUCGAUACAAACAGGAGGAUAUUGUGCUCAGAGGACAUUCUAUUGAAUGCCGUAUCAAUGCAGAGGAUGCUUUCAAGGGUUUUAGACCAGGGCCAGGUAGAAUAACAGCAUACUUGCCAUCUGGUGGUCCAUUUGUUAGAAUGGACAGCCAUGUUUAUCCUGAUUAUGUGGUUCCUCCAAGCUAUGACUCCCUUCUUGGAAAGCUUAUUGUUUGGGCUCCAACAAGAGAAAAGGCAAUUGAACGUAUGAAAAGGGCACUUGAUGACACAAUUAUCACAGGGGUUCCUACUACAAUUGAUUACCAUAAACUUAUCCUUGACAUAGAGGAUUUCAAAAAUGGCAAAGUUGAUACUGCUUUUAUUCCAAAGCAUGAAGAGGAGUUGGCAAUGCCUCCUGUGAAGAUGGUACUGGCCAAAGAAUUCGCUGGUGUAAAUGCAUGAUGGAUAUGAUAUGACAUUUGGGAUAUCAUCAAGAAUGGCUGGCCUUGUUUUAAUCACACUCUCCGUGCAUUUAUGUGAAAAUUUCAAUGAAAUUUUGAUAAUUAACUUGGCACUAUUGUCUUUGUUCUUGACACAUUGUAAAAACCAAAAUAUGUUUGGUUCUAUUGCUAAUAUCAAAUACUGGUGCUAGAAAGUGCGAGUACCCGUUUGCAAUUCUUCAAGAUUCAUAGUUGUAUUUGACUGAUGAAAUAUUCUAAAUUUUUGUUUUCCUAAA